UGCGCGAGCUCCCGCGCGGCCAGCGCCUUCCUUGGCCGCGGCCGCAGCGGCGGGGCGGGCGGGGGGCGGAGCGGACCUAGAGGGGCGCACGGACGCCCGCACUGUCGGACCCACAGAGAGGCCGGCGAGCGGCCGCGGAGCUGCAGUGCCACCAGGAGACCAGGAGCUCCCGGAGGGCGGGGGGCUGUCCGGCUCCCUCCGUGCACUGCCCCAGCCUCACCCGCAUUGAAUCAAGGACCAGCUGCUGUCCAUUCCCUGCACUGACUGCCCCCUGGCCUCCAGCCAUGGCGCCCCCGCUUGCCCUGUUCCUGGUGGCCCUGGUGGCCCUACCUCUGGCCCAGGCUCUGGACUGCCACGUGUGCACCUACAACGGGGAGAACUGCUUCAACCCCAUGCGCUGCCCGACCAUGGUCAACUACUGCAUGACCACGCGCACCUACUACACACCGACCAGGCUGAAGGUGAGCAAGUCCUGCGUGACCAGCUGCUUCGAGACCGUGUACGACGGCUACUCCAAGCACGCGGCCACCACCUCCUGCUGCCAGUACGACCUCUGCAACGUGGCCGGCCUCGCCGCCCCAGGGGGCCUGGCCCUGGCCCCUGUGCUCCUGGCCACCCUCUGGGCCCUGCUCUGAGGCCAGCCUGUCCUCUGUCCCCCAAACCCCUCGUGGACAAAGCUCUGAGAGGCACAGCCCUGGCCUCUCACCCUGCCCACCCGACCCUCCCUCGGCCCUCUGAGACCCCUCGGCCACAGCCAGGACCGUCCACAAGAGGAUGGCCCGAACUGCCAAGGGGCCUCGGUCCCAAGCCGUGACCUUUCCAUUUCAAAAGGCCGAGUGUGACAAGGCCUCGCGCAGGCGGCCGGCCUUGGCCGGCGAGCUCGGUCCUGCUCUGUCCCUGGCAGGACUCCAGCGGGGACGCGUGCUAUUUAUGAGGGUCCUCGGUCGGCCAAGGAGCACUGAUUUGCAGGGUGAUGCGCCCCACCUUCCAGGCAGCCCUGGGGGCAGUGGUCACGUGAGGUCCAGGAGAGGAAGGCCUUUGUCCCCAGCUGCCCCAGGCAGGAGUGCCAGACUUGGUGUCAGGUAGGAGGAGGGUCUCAGGGUCUGGGGGUUCUUACUAAAUGCUGUUCCUGCUCAGUGUGCAAUGCAGCCCAGGAGACCCCACCCAUGAAUAAGUGUAGCCAGUGCACAGAGGAAAUCCACAUCCUUAACCUAACGCUGUAGACAGGCCGCGGCUCAGCCUCCCUUAGGGAGCUGGGCUUUGGAUGUGAAGCGCACCUCCUUUACUUGUAAGUAAAUAAAACUGCCCAGAUGA
This is a messenger RNA of Pteronotus mesoamericanus, 1314 nucleotides long. Its product is annotated as ly-6/neurotoxin-like protein 1. The record is from RefSeq and is a predicted model, not a curated record. Gene Ontology annotation, molecular function: acetylcholine receptor inhibitor activity. The coding region runs from base 285 to 635 and encodes 116 amino acids. Gene Ontology annotation, cellular component: plasma membrane. The transcript is spliced from 4 exons. NCBI's taxonomy places the organism in Eukaryota, Metazoa, Chordata, Mammalia, Chiroptera, Mormoopidae.